Messenger RNA from Moesziomyces antarcticus, 1095 nucleotides. RefSeq lists its product as uncharacterized. The transcript has a single exon. The coding region runs from base 1 to 1095 and encodes 364 amino acids. NCBI's taxonomy places the organism in Eukaryota, Fungi, Basidiomycota, Ustilaginomycetes, Ustilaginales, Ustilaginaceae. The record is from RefSeq and is a predicted model, not a curated record.
AUGAAGCUCGCACUGCUCAGUCUCUUGUCGCUUCUACUGCUGGGCGUAUCUGCACAAGCGGCACCACUGCCUGUGCCAUCUGUGCGUGCGCCCCGACUUCGGCUGACCAAGCGCGUGCCCGGUGCGACGAGUUCGACGCUCGAGGCAGCCGAGAAAGUGCUCUCCGCCAUCCGCGAAAAGGGCCACCCGGAGAAGGCUGUCGAGGAGAGCGACUGGAAGCGACCGGUGAUUCUGUCCAUCGGCGUGGCAGGGUUGAUGCAAACGGCCGGAUGGAACUACGUUGCUGCCAAGUCGUUCAGCGACAAUCGCAAGAAGUUCAACGAUGCCAAGCGUAAAGCUGCCGAGUUGAAGGACAAGCCGCUGCCGAAGGUGGGCGAUACGCUGUGCACCUUCGAGACGUACCGUACGCAGGACGAGGUAGAGAAUCGCACGCCGAGCAAAGCUCAGGCGCCGUGCUUUCAAAUCGCCACCGAUGCUACAAGCGCGUCGCCAAACGUAGCCCCACCAACGACAGAAGAUGUGGGCAAGCAAGCUCGUGCUCGGUCCGGUAAAACGGGGGGUUUGACGCGGCGUGGGCUGUCGCCCAACACGGUGACGCUUGGCGAGAUGGUCAAAGACACCUCGACCAGCCUCGAGCAUGUGCCAUUCCUCUCGCAUCCGGCGAGCUCUUCAUCCAGCCGCCUGACCGAGCUGACGCGUCUUCAUCGGCCCAACCUAGGCACGCUUGAAGAGCACGCGCGUCUCCUCUCGCCCGCCUCGCGCCAUCUAUCGCCUUCCAACAGCCUGGUUCGUCAACGCCUCGCUUCGCUACCGGGUUUUCCCGUGCUAACCCCCGUCGAGUCGCCCAAAUCCGACCAAGGCGACCGUCUGUUGCGCGACUUUUCCUGGAAAAGCAGCCUCGAUUCCAACAGUGUCGACGAGGCCACCUCCAAGCUCGCAUCGCACAGAUGGGGGUGGAUCAAAAAGGCUAGAACCGCCCCAACCGAAGACCUCGUGUUCGCACUCACCAUCCUCAACUCGAUCGGCAGCAUCCCAAGCCUCACACUCACCCUCAUCAACGCCUACUACUACAGGGGCAAUCCCAAAGUCGACUAA